This is a messenger RNA of Sus scrofa (pig), 4608 nucleotides long. Lineage: Eukaryota; Metazoa; Chordata; Mammalia; Artiodactyla; Suidae. The record is from RefSeq and is a predicted model, not a curated record.
AACCUAGUGGUUAAGGCCACCAGGGAACUCCUCCUCCCCUUUUAAUAUCCAAAAUACCAAGCCUUCCCUGCUCUAUCACCUUCAUGACAAUAAUGGCAUUUUUUUGUGGCUUGAUUGAAAAAUACAAAUGGUAAGACUCCUGAUAUUAACUCCACGUGGAGAGGUGGGAUGGGGAUGGGUGGACAGGGAGUACAGUUCACAACCCACAGAGCAAAAGCAACUUGCUCUAGGAGGUCUGUAUGAGAGCGGACAGAGGCUGCCAGCAGGGUGGGGACCCAGACUGGCUAUCUGCUCUCCAGAUCCCUGCUCUUGCCACCCCCCUCCUCUGGGUCAGGGCCCUGUUGGUCCUUGGACGGACCCCACCUGACUGGUUCUGUUGGUGAAUUCUUGAUGACCAUUGCCCCAGAUCUAGCUUUUCAUCUGAUUUUGUUCCCAUCUCAUUACUUGUACGCACCUAAACAAGUACUAUAGGAGAGAAGAUGAGUUAGUAGAAACUCAUCUUGAAGGUGAUUUUGAAAGCGGUGCAUUUUGGCCAUUGCCAGGGUCUCUGUAUCAACAGCAUUAUCAGGAUGGCCAGGAGGGGCUGGCUUUAGUCACUGGACAUGAAGGAAUGGCUUGUAACCAUCCUGUUCAUCAUACACGAAGAGGUUGAUUUUAGUUUAAAUAUAUUUGAGUCAUCUUCCCCAGGAAACUCCUGUUUCAUUGCUGUUAUUUUCUUCAUGGAGAUGCUGUGGGAAACAUGACAGCCUUCUUUUGUUAUUCCCAUGGCCCUUCUUUCCUCCAGCCUCUGUUCUGACCUUGCUUACAUGGUCCUUCCUCAGUCAUGUCUCGAGUGCCUGCUGCCUGCUGAUGUCGCAUUGGGCUCAGGGGGUGAUAGAGGAAGCAAAGUGCCUGAUGUCCUGGAGCCCCUGGAGAUGGACAGUUGGAGCUCACCCACACAGUGUGAUAAAUGCCUGAGAGGGAGCCCAGGGUUCAGGGCUGUGAGAGACCGAAGCAGGGCUCAUCACUAGGCUGGGAAAGGGCCAAGGGAAGGGGCCCUUCGUUGAGAGGGUCCCCUUGGAACCUAAGGAUGCGUUGGGUUUAGAACCCAUUCAAGGGGUGAUUACCUAAGUAGGGUUAGAUGAUGGAAGUCAAGCAGGAUUACAGUCCCACCCAGUUAGUAAGGCUCAGCUUGCUUUUCUCUGGGAGCCUUCUGUAACUCUUUCACUCUGUGUGUCCUCUGAGCUCCUAUAGCCCUGACUACUCGAAUCACAUUUUCCAGUGCAUGAGUGACAGAUUCCUUGUCUGUGUAACCAUGGCCAAGCUCCUUAUCCCACCUCUUUGGGUCUCAGUUUUUUUCUUGGUCCUCCAGGCUGGAGUGUGUUACUUAGAGCAGAGCCCACACCCUUCUCCUCUGAUGGCUCAGUGGGCUCCUGGGCUGCAGGGUUCAGACUCUCUAAGGGCUUGGUGGUUUGCCUUGUACACACUGCCUCAGGGGCUUCUCCUAUCAAAGCUCACAAACCAAGAAAGGAACAGAGAUGAAAGAGAGGGAUGGACACAAAAGUUAAACACAGGUACAGCAAUAAUAUCACAGAGAGAAGUAAAAAGCAAAUGACAAGUUGGGAGAAAUUUUAGCACAAAUGAUAAACUAAGGAUUAAUAUCCUCAACAAAGAAUGUAUAUAGAUCAAUAAGAAGAUCCUUAUAGGCAAUUCACAGAUGAAAUCCCAAUGGUUAAUGUGUAUUUGGCAAAAAUGUUCAACUUAUCAGUAAGCAGAAAUAGAAAUGAAAACAAUAUAUUUUCACCUAUCGAGUUUGCAAAUGUGAGAAAAAGAUAAUACCCAGUGUAGGACCUGAAUGUAAAGCAAGGCACCCUUGUAUAGUGCUGAUGGCCAUGCUCAUUGAUAUAGUAUCUGAAAAGCAUUUUGGAAGUGAGUCUAGAGAUCCUGAGAAAUGUUCAUUCUCCAUCCACUAAUUUCACUUCUGAGAAUCUAUUCAAGGAAUGAACGACAUGGGGAAUUUCUCAUGAAAUCAUGUUAAGCAACAAAAGUAGGGCAUAGAAAUUGUAUGAUAUAUAAUCCCACAUACAUAAAUUAUGAAUUUAUGCAUAAAUAUUUUCUUUGGAUGAUUUUAGUGGGAAUUUUUUCUUAUGGGUGAUUUUCAUAAAGAUAAUCAUAUAUAUUUUAUAUUUCUCUUAUUUCCUAUAAGAAGCAUUUUAAAAAAUUAAGGGGGGAAAAGUCUCUGUGAAAUGUGUAACAAUGGAACCAAAUAAAAUAACUUUAGGAGUCAAGGGGUCAAACCACUGGCACAACCUGUCACUUUGCAAGGUUCAGGAAAUACAUGACAUGUGCACCAAAGUGCUCUGUAAGGUGGAGGGCAGAGGUCAACCAGGCCACAUGGCUGUGGUUGGGCUCAUUUGUUGGGUGAGAUCACCUGGCUCUUCCCUGUAAGACAUUAGGUACAGCCUGUCCCUUGGCGGGUCUCAGUUUCUUAGCUGUGCAAUGGUAGGGUGGGAGGGGGGUUGAAUUAAUAAUCUCGGAGGGGCUUGGCAGAUCUCAGCUGAGGCGGCACUGUGUUCUUGAAGAAGAGAACUUUGACUUUGCCAGGUUUCAUUGCCGGGAGGGACAGAGUUCUGGGACCUGCAGCCUCCAGGUUCCAGCUCCUAAUCUGCUCAGAGACCAGUGCACAGACCCUGUUAACUAUUCACGACCACCACACACUGCCUUGCCUUGGCCCUGCUUCUUGGCCACCCUCUCCUCCCAUCAGCCCCUGGACCCACUCAGUUGCAGCUAGUUUGACUUCCCAGGCUUUAUUGAUUCCUAGUCUUUCUGCUCUGGAGGAGCACGAAGAGGAGACUGAACUCUGUCUAGGCUUUGGAACUGUUUAGUGGAGGCAUGAACUCAAAAGCCGUUGGAGACCAUUCCCCUCCCCACCUAGGGAGAGGGUGUCUCCUCCCUCUCAGGCCCUCUGUCUGGAACAUUUUUGAGAUGGUUUGGCUCUCAGAGUUGAGCUCCCUUGACUGUAGUGUUGAGGCCACUUCCUGGUGUGUGGCAGCCCCGCCCCCUCAGCCCACACUCACCUGCGGGCUGACUGGCGUUCACGUCCACACCUGUGCUGCAUCAGCUGCUCAGCCUUGAUAAGGCCUCUUGUGUUCAGACUCCUUUCCAGAAGGUGAAGGUUUAUGGCAUAAGCUGAACUUCAAGCUUCCAGGAAAGACGAUGAGCGAGACUCCCUCUGUCAGCUGCCCCCGACCCCUGCCUGAGCUGCAGCCUCUGGACUGUGAUGCCUUCAGCCUCACCCUCAAUAGCAGGGCUGGUCUCGCGUUGGGGGGCAGAGGCAGCCACCCUGGGGCUGGCCAGGAAAUAUGUCCUCAAAGAGCUCCCCUUCCUGACAUGGGCCUCUUUCUCCUCAGCAGCCAACAGAUGCAUGGAAAGACAGCUUCCCUGAAGAGCACAGAGAAACCAGGCAGGGUCCAGAGACCCCCAGACUCCAGUCUGCACUGGCCAGAAGCCUUGAGGGAUGAAGACAUAAAGAAGUGCGGCCGAGAAGGGACACUAUUGAGUAAAUACAACCAGCAAUACCACAAGCUGUUUAAGGACAUCCCCUUGGAGGAGGCGGUUCUCAAAGUGUGCUCCUGCGCCCUCCAGAGGGACCUCCUUCUCCAGGGCCGGCUCUACAUUUCCCCCAACUGGCUCUGCUUCCACGCUAGCCUCUUUGGCAAGGAUAUCAAGGUGGUCAUUCCUGUGGUGUCUGUGCAAAUGAUCAAAAAACACAAGAUGGCGCGACUCCUUCCCAAUGGCCUGGCCAUCACUACCAACACUAGCCAGAAGUAUGUUUUUGUGUCACUGCUCUCCCGGGACAGUGUAUAUGACAUGCUAAGGAGGGUUUGCACCCACCUACAGCCUUCCAGCAAGAAGAGUCUAAGUGUAAGAGAAUUUCCAGAGGAACCCGAGUGCAAAUCUCUGGAAGUCCUCAUCCCUGAGAUGAAGUGGAGAAAAGCAUGCCCUGUCUCCAGAUCCCUGUCUGUCCCAGACAACAUCCCUUGUAUCCCUCAGACAUCCAUGGACUCCACAGAUGACUUCUUCUCCUCCAGGAAGCCUCUGGGGUCUGAGAAUGCUAUCUCUGAGGAGAAGCUGGAGGAGGAGUCCAGGAGCAAUGGGGAGCUGAGGCACUGGGAUUACCGGCUCCUGAAGAUCUUCUUUGUGCUGAUCUGCUUCUUGGUCAUGUCCUCAUCUUAUCUGGCGUUCCGCAUCUCCCAACUGGAACAGCAGUUAUGCUCCCUGAAUUGGGAUGCCUCAGUCCCCGGGCACAGGUAACAGCCACUUGGUCUUUGUCUGCGCUCCUCCAAGAAGAAUGCUCUGGGUGCUAAAGUGCCACCAACGAUCCCCUUGGUUUAUGCUGCUGCUGUGCUGAGACUGAGUCUGAAAGAAAAUAUUCCAGAUUUCUCCUCCUCCCCCCAACUCUUCCCACUGCCUCCCUCCUUUAAUGAGUGAUCUAAAGCACUUGUUUACAAAGCUCCUACAAUUUUGGGACUCAGACAAGAAGUCAGAUUUUUGGAACUAGCUGAGGAAUUCUGUACACUAAGCUUCAGCUUCAGCAACCACUUAAGUGGAAAAAAAAAAAAAAAAAAA